Molecule: messenger RNA, 508 nt
Organism: Cercospora beticola
Lineage: Eukaryota; Fungi; Ascomycota; Dothideomycetes; Mycosphaerellales; Mycosphaerellaceae
Gene: CNN1
Product: centromere-binding protein CNN1
Source: RefSeq, a predicted model, not a curated record
CACGCUCAGACUUUGGCCCGGGCUCAGCCUAUUUACAGUAGACGAAUUGCUUCCGUCCUCGCUAGCUUGCAGUUCAUCAUCCUCUUCAGCCGGCAGACCCGUGUCCUCGCGCCUUGCCUUCUUCCAUUGCUCCUCCGAUUCACACCAUCAGCUGUCAGCAAAUAUGGCUUCGAAUGAUGAGACUAUCGUGUCCCCAGUCACAACGCGAGCACCAGAUCUCACUGCUUCAAUAGCUGCUGUCAAUGCACAGCCUGUGGAGUUGGACAGCACUCCCGCUUCACCUGAGAAGGUGCGGCGGAGCUCUCGAGCGACUGCCUUGGAGCAAGCUGAGACCAAGCUCACUCCAGCUGAGCAAGAGCGCUUGAAAGAACUGGCUAAGACUCGCAAAGCUGAUCCAGCAGUUAUGCAAGAUAUUCCGCAGAUUCCGACCGCCGAAGAAUUGGAGAUCGCCGAGGACAGCAAAGAUGCUACUGAUGCUGCAGGUCGAAGCACCGAGGGCUCAGCUUAG